AUGUCGGCAAAUAGCAAAUAUGCGUCCAAACUUGUCGGGGCACGUGUGCUCAUCAUCGGAGGCACUGCUGGUGUCGGCUUAGCUGUCGCCGCAGCUACUGUGGAACUUGGCGCCGCUGCCGUUGUCAUCUCGAGCUCGAACGCCGACCGAAUCAACGCGGCCGUAUCACACUUGCGGAAGUCCUAUCCAACAGCAAGUUGCAGCAUCAUGGGUUUUCCAUGCGACCUGAAGCAAGAGGAGCUACUCGAGCCCAACAUCGCGGCUCUUUUCGACGCUUCGACCUCAAACGGAACUGAGAAGCUCAACCAUAUCGUCUUCACUGCAGGCGAUCACCCCAUUCCGAGACCUAUAUCCGAGAUAGAUUUCAACUUUAUCAAGGAAGCUGGGCUGGUACGGUUUUUUGCUCCUCUAUUGAUAGCAAAAUAUGCCGCAAAGCAUAUUGCGCCAGGGCCCACGUCCAGUUUCACGUUGACGUCCGGCAUCAGUGCGUACAAGCCGUACCCGAAUUGGAACGCAAUUGGUGCAUAUGUCUCUUCUUCGGAGGGUUUGACGAGAAGUCUAGCGGUCGAGUUAAAGCCGCUGCGUGUCAACCUUGUUUGCCUUGGCCCAGUUGACACAGAUCUUAUGGCCCGCUUCUAUCCCAAGCCUGACGAGCGCAAAGCAGUUCUAGAUGCUAUCUCUCAGAAGGCUGUGACAGGAGCGGUAGGACAAGCUGAAGAUGUUGCAGAGGCAUUCUUGUACUGUAUGAAGGACUAUAAUUUGUCGGGUUCUGUGAUACACUCUAACGCAGGAAUGCUACUAGUUUGA
Molecule: messenger RNA, 807 nt
Organism: Fusarium vanettenii 77-13-4
Lineage: Eukaryota; Fungi; Ascomycota; Sordariomycetes; Hypocreales; Nectriaceae
Exons: 1
Coding region: 1-807 (268 amino acids)
Molecular function (GO): oxidoreductase activity
Source: RefSeq, a predicted model, not a curated record